GGGGGUGGAGGAGAGAAGACCCAACCGAGGCUCAGAGCAUCCUUUGGUCCAGCAGGAGGAGAGACGCGCGGGACAGCUGAGCAGGGUUGCGGGCCAAGCGGUUGCUGGGCUGGGCUUUUAUAUUUUGGGGAGGGGGUGUCUCCAGAGGACCAAGCGGACCUAGAGGAGGACCAAGCCGAGCCCAGGAGGGUCUCCCAAGAGCCCAUCAUCCCCAACCCCUCCGCCUGCCACUCCAACCCAGGUUCGGUCAUGUCUGAAGGGGCUGAUUCCCAGCCGGUGGCUUUGGGGGCGUCUCGGGUCGAACUCCGGGUUUCCUGCUGGAACUUGCCGGACAAAGAAGCCGACAUUAAACCGGAUCCGUGUCUGGUUAUCCAGCUGCUCAGCGAUGGACAGUGGAACGAGGUGGGGCGCUCGGAAGUCUUGCACGGCUCCCGGAACCCCGUUUUCGCUCAUGUCUUUGCCCUGGAUUACUUCUUCGAGGAGAUGCAAAAUUUGAAAUUCGAGGUCUUUGAUGCCAACGGAGAAAGUGAUUCCGACUUGGGCUGUGUGUCUGGGAUGCUGAUGGGCACCAUCGAAUGCUCCCUGGGGCAGAUUGUCUCCCAAACCAAAGUCACCAAGGAGCUGGUGUUGCCAAACGGAGAGAUUUUGGAGAAUUCAACCAUCACGAUCGAAGCUGAAGAGGUCUCCCCGACCAAUAAGUUUGUACAACUGGAAUUUUGCGGUCAAGAAUUGGAUGACAAGGAUUUCUUCAGCAAAUCCGAUCCUUUCCUGGAAAUAUAUAAAGUUAGCGUUGGCGAGUCGGAGAAUCUGGUUUGGAGGACAGAGGUGGUGAAGAACAAUCUCAGUCCUCGGUGGCAACCUUUCCGAAUCUCUUUGCAAUCGUUGUGCAGUUGUGAUCCCGACAGGCCUAUACGGUGUGUGGUUUACGAUCACGAUUCCAGCGGGAAGCACGAUUACAUCGGGGAAUUCAACACAAGUUUUCAAGAGAUGCUCCAGGUUUCCUCCGGAGAAGAGGUGAAAUGGGAUUGCAUUAACCACAAGUAUCAAGAAAAGAAGAAAAAUUACAAAAAUUCGGGAUAUAUCGUCCUCACUCAGUGCAAGAUGGAGAAAGUCCACACUUUUCUGGAUUACAUCAUGGGUGGCUUACAGAUCUCCUUCACGGUAGCCAUUGACUUCACAGCUUCCAACGGCGACCCCAGAAGUGAACAUUCCCUCCAUUUCAUCAACCCCCGGGAGCCCAAUGAAUACCUGAAAACUUUGUCGUCCGUGGGCGAGAUCUGCCAGGAUUAUGACAGCGAUAAACGGUUCCCGGCCUUUGGUUUCGGAGCGCGAAUCCCUCCCGAUUUCGAGGUGUCUCACGAUUUUGCCAUCAACUUCGAUCCGGAGAACCCCGAAUGCGAAAAGAUUCUCGGGGUGAUCGAGGCUUACAAGCGCUGCCUGCCCCAGAUCGAGCUGUACGGCCCCACCAACGUGGCGCCCAUCAUCAACAAGGUGGCAGGGCCUGCAGCCGAAGAGGAGAAGAGCGGGAUGCCCACGAAGUACCGCGUGCUGCUCAUCCUGACCGACGGGGUGGUGAGCGACAUGCCCGAGGCCUGCGAUGCCGUCGUGCGGGCUUCCCGCCUGCCCCUCUCCAUCAUCAUCGUGGGCAGGAACGCCGACUUCUCCGACAUGCGGGAGCUGAACGGGGACCGCGGGAUGCUGGAGACGGAGGAGGCCGGGCUACGGGACAUCGUGCAGUUCGUGCCCGUCAGGGAGUUUAAGAAGACUGGCCCCAAUGCUCUGGCCAAGACGGUUUUGGCUGAAGUCCCCAAACAGGUGGUGGAAUAUUAUGGGGCCAAAGGAAUCCCCCCCGGGACACAGAAAUCCUCCUCCCCAUUGCCCCAGUGAGACCCCCCCGCCCCACUCCAAGCACCCCUCCACCUGUGGGCAUGAUCUGCCCAGCACCUGAAUGUGCCUGUUUCUCUGUCCUCACACCUCCGUCUUCCAGCCUCCAGUCCCUUCGGGUGGGGAAAAAAGAGAUCGAAUGAACGGGGAGCUGCCUCCAUCCUCUGCGGCUUCAGGCCUCCGAACACAACUCAGGACGUCAGCUGGCACCACGGGCAUCGGGCAACCCUCCCCUCAAAGUUUCCCCUUCUCUGCCUUCCCUGAUCUUAGCCUGAAACACCCCCCCCCCAAAAUAGCUUGCCGUGGCUGACCCCCACAUCCUUUAAUAAACACCGUGAAAUCCU
Messenger RNA from Pantherophis guttatus, 2228 nucleotides. RefSeq names its product copine 6 (gene CPNE6). Lineage: Eukaryota; Metazoa; Chordata; Lepidosauria; Squamata; Colubridae. The record is from RefSeq and is a predicted model, not a curated record. Gene Ontology annotation, biological process: cellular response to calcium ion. Gene Ontology annotation, molecular function: calcium-dependent phospholipid binding. Gene Ontology annotation, cellular component: plasma membrane.